AUGGCGUUGAAGCACUUACCUCGGUCCAUGAAAGCAUACUUGCUUGAAGAAUUUGGCCAACCGUAUCGUCUGCGCGAAGUGCCGGUUCCCAAAAUCGAGCACCCAGAUGACAUUCUCAUUCGCGUCGAGGCAGGCUCAUAUUGUCAUACGGAUGCGGUGUUAGCUGCAGGUGCCAUGCAUCCACCAUCCCUUCCACACAUUGGAUGUCACGAAUUUGCUGGGACGGUGGUGUUGCUCGCGACAGGUAAAGAAUCAAGUCAUGGCCUUAGGGUCGGGGAUCGUGUGGCAGUUUCCGGGCGUGGAUAUCACGUCUGUGAGCGGUGUCUUGAGUGUCAACAUCCGUCCGGCCCAGAUCCGGACGAACCAGGCUUCUCGGUGUACUGCCCGUACACCCAUGGCGGCCUCGGAGUUCACGGACCUGGUGGAUUCCAAGAGUAUGCAAUUGUCGACUCGAAGCAAGUAACAUUGAUUCCAGGCACGAUGGCUGCCGUUCAGGUCGCACCGUUGAUGUGUGCUGGACUGACAGUCUACGCCGCGCUAAGGAAGUGCAACCUCCAACCUGGGCAGCGGGUGGGCAUUAUCGGUUGCGGCGGCGGGCUUGGACACCUAGGCCUUCAGUUUGCUGCCAAAAUGGGUUUCAAGACGACGGGCGCUGAUGUUUCGCCGAAAGCCUUGGAUCUCGCGAGGGGUUUAGAGACUGGAAUUCAGAUCAUCGAUGCGCUCACGGAGACUCCCGAGGAUAUUCGACGGUCAAUGGGCAAAGAGGACAACAGAGAACACAUAUCAGAAAUGGGCCUGGAUGCUGUUUUGAUAUUGCCCGAGAGCCAGAAGUCCUUUGACUACGGGGUCAAUCUCCUCCGCAAUGGAGGACUCGCCGUCGUAGUAUCCUUUCCGCCUGAAGGGUUCCAUGUGUCGGCGGCAGAUCUUGUUUUCCGGAGGAUUAGCGUGACUGGCACGCUGAUAGGCUCCAACAGAGCUCUGAAAGAGAUGCUGGAAUUUUGCGUUGAACACAAAGUGCAGGCGAAGAUCAAGACAUAUCCUUUCUCUGCCGUGAAUGAGCUGGUCGAGGAUUACCAUGCUGGAAUACCUGGAAAGUUAGUAGUUGAUAUGCUCCAAAAGAAGUGGUGA
Messenger RNA from Exophiala spinifera, 1128 nucleotides. RefSeq lists its product as uncharacterized. Bases 1 to 1128 code for a protein of 375 amino acids. The transcript has a single exon. NCBI's taxonomy places the organism in Eukaryota, Fungi, Ascomycota, Eurotiomycetes, Chaetothyriales, Herpotrichiellaceae. The record is from RefSeq and is a predicted model, not a curated record. Gene Ontology annotation, molecular function: oxidoreductase activity.